AUGACCACGACCACAGACACGACGAUGAGCACAUCGGAGCGUGGCAAGCGCCAUAAGCAGCGCAAAGUUCUGCUCAUGGGCCGAUCUGGAGCUGGCAAGUCGUCAAUGCGCUCGAUCAUUUUCAACAAUUACGUCGCAAAAGAUGUGCGCAGAUUGGGCGCCACGGUUGACGUCGAGCACGCGAACAUCAAGUUCAUGGGGAAUCUUAUGCUGAAUCUAUGGGACUGUGGAGGACAGGACUCUUUCGUGGAGUCCUAUCUAACAAACCAACGAUCACACGUGUUCUACUCGGUCGCUGUCCUGAUAUUCGUCUUUGACGUUUCCUCCAAAGAGAUUGCAUCGGACAUGCUGAGCUUUGCGUCCACAAUUCGCGCAUUGCAAGAAUUCAGUCCACAGAGCAAGAUCUUCGUGCUUAUUCACAAGAUGGAUCUCAUUCGUCCGGACCAAAAGAGCGCGGUCUAUCAACAGAGAAUGAAGGAGAUCCGUGCCACUUGUCAGGACGAGGGCUUCCAUGGUCAGCAGGUUGAUUUCUGCCCCAGUUCCAUCUGGGACCAGAGCUUGUAUCGGGCCUGGACUCAGGUGAUAUAUUUCCUGGUUCCAAACGCGACAGUUAUUGAAAGUAUGCUUUCAAAACUGGCCGAGAUUCUCGAUGCCCGUGAGAUGAUAUUGUACGAACGAACCACGUGCCUGGUUGUCACGCAUAUCACUCGCUCAAGCGAGGAGCGGAAUCCGUACACCGAUCGCUUCGAAAGAAUCAGCAGCAUCCUCAAGACCCACAAACAUUCCAUGUCCAAGCACACUGGGAUGAUGGCGUCGGAAGUGUCAUUUGCAGAGAUGCAGAUCAAGACUGGAGCAUUCAUGUUCUUCAUCACAMGGCUGACUGAAAACACAAAUCUAGCGAUCGUAAUGCCCAGUGAUGAGGCAUCUUUCAAUGCUGCGCGCGUGAACGUGCAGCUUGCAAGGAAAGAAUUCGCCCACCUGGAUAUCGUGGAACGAAAAGGAAAGGAGGCACAUCAUGUCAAUGCUGUUCGCGAGCAAGGAGCAACUGAUGAAGAUGGCAAAGGGAGCGAGGAUGAAAACCUUGCCCAGGCUGCGCAAGGACUGCYGAAAGAUGGGUGA
Molecule: messenger RNA, 1119 nt
Organism: Ramularia collo-cygni
Lineage: Eukaryota; Fungi; Ascomycota; Dothideomycetes; Mycosphaerellales; Mycosphaerellaceae
Product: related to small monomeric GTPase (Gtr1)
Exons: 2
Coding region: 1-1119 (372 amino acids)
Biological process (GO): positive regulation of TOR signaling; regulation of autophagy; cellular response to starvation
Cellular component (GO): fungal-type vacuole membrane; nucleus; Gtr1-Gtr2 GTPase complex
Molecular function (GO): GTPase activity; GTP binding
Source: RefSeq, a predicted model, not a curated record